This is a messenger RNA of Gilbertella persicaria, 2793 nucleotides long. RefSeq lists its product as uncharacterized. The record is from RefSeq and is a predicted model, not a curated record. Bases 1 to 2793 code for a protein of 930 amino acids. Lineage: Eukaryota; Fungi; Mucoromycota; Mucoromycetes; Mucorales; Choanephoraceae. The transcript has 5 exons.
AUGCAAUUGAUCAGUGUAGAUGUCAGAUACUUUCAAGCAUGUGUGUUUAAGAUAUUUGAAGAUAACAAUUGGGAAGUGAGAUAUCAAGGAUUGGAUCACUUAUUUGGUCUGUUCACCAAAAUGGAUGCUGCAUUUCAAACAGAAUGGCUCAAGUUGCUUUCCAAGCUUGGACCUGUCUUUAGCUAUUUUGUUAGUUGUUUGUGGGAUAAAGAAGAAUACGUUCGUUCUAAAGCAUUUGCUUUAAUUCGCUCCUUUGGUACAUUGCAUCUUCGAUCUGCUUUCCGUUGUUGGGAGGCCUAUUUUUUGACUGCUACUGAUCGGCAAAAGAUGUCGCUUGUGAGUCUGAUGACACAGCUGAAUGCCUUGUUCCCAGACUGGCCGGUUUUACAAUGGGAAUCCUUAUUGGAAGCAUUAGAACUCAAAACACCCGUUGAUGUAUUGGACGAAUAUACCCGUUCAUCUUUAGAUGAUGAAUUUAUGAUUAAGAACAGCACAAAUAGUUCAGAGCAACAUUCUGCAGAAUCAGAAAAUGUUCAGGUGCUCAUGCUCACACUUGCUCUUCAAAUGCUAAGCAACCAUCUCAAUAUUGAACCAACACAACUAUAUCGACUCAAAUUCGUUUUGGUUCAACAAAUGAACUUUCAAGAUUGUCAUUAUUUUAAUGAGGGCGGUGACAUUACUAUCACUUUUGGUCCUUUAAAAUACGAACCAAGUGAUCCUUCUCGUGUGGCUGCCAUGAUUUCCUGUACUCGUGGACUUAAAAAGAUUAUGGACAGUUUUGCACCUUUACCUGCAGAAACAGUCGCUAGUAUUGCAUCUGAUUCUAUUGAACAAAACAAAAUCAACUUGGCUGAAAAUAGUAGUCCUGGUGUCCAUUUCAUUGAUGUUGUGCUGAAAAUGAUGAAUUCUGGAAUAGACUUGACAAAGCUUGGACAUAUGAUGCUAAAAGCAUGGUUAGAAAUUGUUCUAAUUGUAAUAUACAAGCACAAUAUUCUUGAGAGAGAAUACGAACAAAGCGUUGUUACUUGUAUGAAGCAAAUCAUUGAAAUCCUGACAGAAGAAAUCAGUGACGAAAACAAGCUCAUUAUUCUAGAGGUUCUAAAGUGUUUACUGCGCCGUUCUGAUCACUUAACUGCCAUGGUUCUCUCCAAACAAAUCUUGACCUUAGGUAAAUUAAUGACAAAGCUUGGUAAUCGUAAUUUAGAGCCUGUCUAUCUCAAGGCAAAGCAAUUCCUUAAAAGCGCCUUUCUCAGAUUUGCUGUGGCAGGUCUUUUUGUACUCAUGUUUAAAAAUCAAGCUGUUUCUGAUGCAAACAGUGGCGAUGUCGACUUGUUCUUUGUAUUGCGCACAGUCAUUGAUCCUGAUGAUGUGAUCCCUGACGAGGACUUUCGUGGAGAAAUUGUCUAUUUGCGAGACCAACCCGUUCGGGACGUCCUGGAAAAGCUUAUGAAGCAGCAAAUGGAACGUAAAGCCUUCUCAACUGUCUUGUAUAACGUCAGUCGCUAUGUAGAGACAGUACAUACACACCCUUAUUCUGAAAAUAUCUUGCAUGAUUAUGCUGGCUUUCUGAAUGCAUUAAUCAAGCACACAUCUGAAUGGAGAAGAUCAGAUUGGAAUAUCAAUCCAAUCUUUACUAUGUCCGCCAUUUUACUCAAGAAACAUCCUUAUCAUCAUCUGGUUCUAUUACCUCCUACUCAAGCUAUCUUGAAGUAUGGCUUGUCAAAUUGCACUAUUCAAGCUGAUUCUGUUGUCAAGCUGAUUGCUGCCUACUCUACUACUACUAUGUCUAAUAUUCAGCCAGGCUACAGUAAUGCCUUUGCUGGCAUUAUUGUUGAAGAAAUCAAGAACACCUUGUCUUCAAUCACAAGGCCCAACAAAGACACCUUACUUGUUCUUUUACAGAUCGUCUUGUGGGAUACCAAACCUGCUGGUCAAGAAUGGUAUUCUAAAAUAGAAGCAUCUAUUCUUGGGCAACAAGCAAAGCACUCUUCUUAUUUUGAGGACAAACUGUUGGAUCUUCUACCACUCUUUGUUAAUUAUUUAAAAAGAGCAUGCACAAGUCAACAAUUUACUCGCAAGGACUUUAAAGUGUAUAGCUCGAUUGCUCAGUUGAUUGUAUCUAUUGUCUCAAAAGACCCUAAGCUUACAGUAAUCAUUUUUGGUUAUUUAAAGCUUGAAGAAGGCAUAGAAUGCCUUCGUUUCCUCAAUUGGUUUAUAUUGACUCUGUUGAAAGAGCAAGCAGAUGUUUUGUUGGCAGAAAUGAUUGGCUAUGAAACUGUAUUGACAGAGCUCUUUGUCAGAACUUUCAACACAGCUGAGGUUGACUUCCAUGUACCUGACCUCAACUUUUCAUUUAGUCCCUCAAGCGAAAAACUAUUACUUUGCUUUCUUCUUCUCAAGGCAUAUGUUCUUUUAAAGCUUAGAAAUCGAGUUGUAAGCACAGACAAGCCUCAUUCAAUAGAUUCUCCCACUUUUUGGAUGGCCGUCUGGCCAGCAUUGCGUCGACUAUUAGACAUGAUUGAAACCUCUUCUUUGUUUAUGGUUCGAAAUGAAAGCCAGCAAAUGCAUCAAGAUACUGCAGGCAUGGAACAUCUUGUUGCUUUAGACGAGUUUCAAAAAAGAGUGCAAAAGUUCAAAGAUAUGUUUGAUAUUCCACCUGUUCAAGUACCAUUUACGACUAUGAUUGAUCAAUUGUUCUUGGAAUUAAGAGAUGUUAUGCGAUUACAAGCCGAGAGCAUUACUGUUCAGAGCAACAAUCGUGCUUUAAUGCAAACAAUGGGCUCUAACUUUUAA